This is a messenger RNA of Lycium ferocissimum, 1465 nucleotides long. RefSeq lists its product as uncharacterized. The transcript has 2 exons. The record is from RefSeq and is a predicted model, not a curated record. NCBI's taxonomy places the organism in Eukaryota, Viridiplantae, Streptophyta, Magnoliopsida, Solanales, Solanaceae. Bases 198 to 1205 code for a protein of 335 amino acids.
AUAUCUAAUACUGUUUGUCACUACUCCCUCAUCACCAUCACCAAAUCAACACCACAAACCAAAGAAAAAAUAACUCACUAUUAUAAUCAAUGACCUCUCACUAAGCUCCCAAAACUUCCAUUUUUUCCCUCCCAUCUUUAUUUCAUACAUAUUAUCAACUUCCAAAGUUCCAACUUCCCUCAUUCUCUAAAUAAGCUAUGUCCUAUAAUUGCUUCUUCAUCUUGUUUACUCUUGUUUACAUCACCAAUCUAACUGUAAUACCUGCCAUUCCAGUUAUACCCGACCCAACUAACUCCAAUCCUCAAACAUCCUCACCAGCCCCUUCACAACCAGCAACAAUCCCUGCUUUUCCAGAACAGUCAGACAUUGCCAGUUGUCCAUUAGACAUACCAGAAGAGCUUUACAAAGGGAUAAGAUCAUCCUGUAGGUCCAAUGAUGAUCAUUCGGGUCAAAUAAACCCGACCCGUUGUUGUCCGGUUCUUGCUGCAUGGCUUUACUCAGCCUACUCAAGAACAGCACUUCACAAAGCCAUUGCAAAGUUCCCACAAUACUCAUCAACUUCAGUUGAAAUGCCUGUACUACCUGAUGAUUCUGAGACAUGUGUGAGUUCUUUUGGAAAGGCUUUGGAAAAUAGAGGAAUUGAGUUAGUUAAGCCCAAUGAGACUUGUGAUGUUGUUUAUUGUUACUGUGGUAUUAGGCUGCAUCCACUUAGCUGCCCGGAAGAAUUCGUGGUGAAUUCGAGUGGUGAAUUGGUUGGUGGUGAGAGUGUGAAGAGAUUGGAGAAAGAUUGUAUGAGCAGUAAUGGAUAUGCUGGCAUUGCUGGUUGUUCCAAGUGUUUGAGCAGUCUUUAUUUGCUCAGUGACAGCAGACUGGAAAAUGCAAGCAUUAAAAAUGAUAGGAGUAGCAAACUGCGGAGCAGAGGUUGCCAAAUGAUGGGUUUAACUUGGCUUCUCAACAAAAAUACACCUGGUUAUAUUCAUACAGUUUCUUCUGUUUUAAGGGCUCUAAUGAUGAGCGAAGACGGUUCUGAUCCUCAGUCGUGCACGCUUAACAGUGACGGCUUGCCAUUUGCAGUCGACUCCUCAGAGAUCAACGAUCAAUCUGCUGCAACUUUUCUUCAGGCAUCGGUUUAUUGUUACCUCCUACCAUUUGUUUUGGCAUCCAUAAACACCAUUGCAUUGUUAUCAAAAUAUCACUGUUGUUGAUCUCCAAAGACUUGUUCCUUGUACUUGAAAAAUACUUCCUGUUUCAAUGGUCUCCUAUAAAUCUGUUCCUCUGUGUACGUUGGCUCAGGUUCGCGAAAUUGUAAUUAUUUUGAUUGUGUAAGACUGUUGAGAAAAGAAUGAAGCUGCCAUAGUACUCUAGCUAGGAUUCUAGUUGUUCAUUGGUAUUUGUUAAGUGUAUAAAACUCAAGGGACAAAAGGUAGUACAGAUUUACUGCUCUUUCUGGAAUUUGGCAUCAGUA